Messenger RNA from Cladocopium goreaui, 1347 nucleotides. NCBI's taxonomy places the organism in Eukaryota, Dinophyceae, Suessiales, Symbiodiniaceae. The record is from the annotation of a GenBank genome assembly.
AUGCCGCUGCCGGCGCAAGUGUGGGAGCCAAUUUGCACAGGUAUCCUGGAAUUCCUCAACGGCUGGGUGCUAGUCUCCUUUCUUGCAACUUGCAAAGCAGCCCGGGGAUGUCAAGCACAACUGCAGCAUGUGCAGAAUGUCAGGCUGCAGGUUGAACACUUGAACCGCUUUCUCCGGACAGCUGUGCGGCGGGACUGUCUUUGUUUGCCCGGCUUCGACAUCGGAAAGCUUGCAGAGGCUCGGCUCAUCCCAAUAAACCCUUUGCCUACACUUCCAGGCCGCAACAUGAUGCUUUUACUAGAUGAAACCUACGCGCUGAACCCGUGCCCGGCCACAUUCGCAAAUUUUCGGGAGUGGCUGGAAGACCACUUUUGGCCAGAAGACAUCGGGCAGACCUUGGACGUCGGCGCCCUGGUUCGAGACAUGCAUGGUGCCGAUAGUGCCUUGUUUUGCAACCCUGACCUAGAAGCCUUGACGACCAUUCUGUGCCCCCACCUCGAGCCAGCGUAUUCACCGAGCUGGGCAACGGCCGGCCGCGGCCCUGUCCGAGUGAAAGGGUUCGAGGCCACCCGCUAUCCUGCAUUCUUGCUGGCUUGGGCUGAAUGCCAAGGCUUCCCCCUGCAUCUGCCUUGCAGCCUGAUGGAAAACUACGGGCGCUGCUGCCAUGCUUCAGUUGCAAUCAAUAGCGCCGUGCCACACUUCUUGCUUUGUGAAGCUUUACAACACUUCGAGGACGGAUGGGCUUCGUUUCGAGUGAUGGCAACUUGCCGCCAAGCCAGGGAUUCGGCAGCGCAGGUAGCAACCAGCCUGCGCACAGCCAGGCAAACCUUGUUGGACAUGAUGGCGUACCUCCAAGGCCAACGCCCUCGUCUACCAGGAUUCCUGGUUGAGGACAAGCUUGACAUAGCGAUGCUCCGCCUCCUCAUCUGGGACCCGCCUGUCCACGCACGAAUCUUAUUCCGGCCCAUCACCUUCAUGGAAGACGCUUUCGCGUUUGGGGCCCGAGGAGGCAUGCAACGAUGGAUCGACCAUUACCCGCAAUACCGCGGCCUCGACCCACUAGGCGUUCUUCGCGUCAUGAACCCUUCCCAUCAAAGCUGUGAAUCCUUUCAAGCCUUCAUUGCUGUGCUGCAACAAGCAGAUGCUCGCUUCUUCUACUCGCCCGUUGUCUACCGGAACGACGUGCCCAUGGAGGAACAAUUGCCACCAAGCCCUGGACUUGUCAUUGCCAUGCGCUACCAGGGCUUCCCCUUGAUGAUUUGCGCCGGCUUUAGUCAUGCGCACUACCUGGAAACGGUCUACGCGCCUUGGUUCUUGCAUCAGCUCAACAGAUACGACUUGUCCUGA